AUGUCUAAUAAUGUUUGUUAUAAAUUAAUAUAUUUUGACAAAUUUGGUAGAGAUGUUAGAGUUCUUUCUCAUGAAUGGGAUAUUAUAAAAGAUUCAAUGCCAUUUCAACAAUUACCUGUACUUGAAUUUGAUGGAAAAAUUCUUUUUCAAUCAGCAGCAAUUGAAAAGUAUCUAGCCAAACAAUUUGGAUAUAUGGGAGAAAAUGAUUUUGAAGAUGCUCAAAUAGAUCAAAUAUUACUUAGUAUUAAUGAUGUUAUGUUGAAUUUUAAUAUUUUAGUAGAGGCAAAAAAUUCUACACAAAAAGUUUGGAUGACUAAAGAAUUAAUAAAAAAUUCGAUAACACCUGCUUUAAAAUGUUUUGAAAAAUUAUUAAGUGAAAAUAACUCAUUACACUUUGUUGGAAAUAAAAUUACCCUUGCUGAUUUAGCAAUGUUUCAUUUUUUAUGGUUUUGUAAAAAUAGAAUUUCUCCCUCAAUACUUAAUGAUUUUAUUACCAUAGAACAAUUUUAUAACAUGAUGAUACAGGAUGAAAAAUUAAUGAAUUAUAUAAAUACAAGAAGAAAUCAUCCUUUUUGA
Strongyloides ratti is the source of this 576-nucleotide messenger RNA. RefSeq names its product Hematopoietic prostaglandin D synthase. The record is from RefSeq and is a predicted model, not a curated record. Gene Ontology annotation, biological process: glutathione metabolic process. The transcript is spliced from 2 exons. Gene Ontology annotation, molecular function: glutathione transferase activity. NCBI's taxonomy places the organism in Eukaryota, Metazoa, Nematoda, Chromadorea, Rhabditida, Strongyloididae. Bases 1 to 576 code for a protein of 191 amino acids.